Trichobilharzia regenti is the source of this 1964-nucleotide messenger RNA. The record is from the annotation of a GenBank genome assembly. NCBI's taxonomy places the organism in Eukaryota, Metazoa, Platyhelminthes, Trematoda, Strigeidida, Schistosomatidae.
AAACGAGCAGCUGUCAUAAUGAACAAAUGGAUAAACUGUGCUAGUAUACAAUCAACCUGAGAAACCGUAAAAAACUGUACUGCAUAUUUUCAUUGACUCCAGAGAUGCUGCUUUCAACUAGUUGUAUAGUCAAACUUUUGAGAAUAUUUAAUGUGGAUAUAAACUAUUUCAAUACAUAGCAUGGAUUAUAUAAUUUAUAUACAUAUACCGUAUAACAAGUACUGAAAUAUAGUUAUUGUUUACAUAUACAUACAUACAUACAUACAUAUACGCAUAUAUACAUAUAAAGAUAAGGGGAGAUUAAAGCAUACUUCCUUUCAUUCAUGUGUACAUAUUCCUGUUCAACUUUUAUAAUUUCAUUAUAUCAUAUUCUAUAUCUUACAGAACAAAUGAUUCAACCUAUGAUUUUAACUAAUAAUUUAUCUACUACUGAAACAAAAAUUAGUAAUAUUAGUAGAGCUGAUGCCUACAUCAAUCAUACAAUCAAUGGUAAUUAUUUAAAUCAUAAUUUCAAUAUAAUUGACUUAAAUAAUAUUAAUAGUACACAAAAGAUCAACCAAACUUUGGAUCAUAAUUAUUCGAUUGAUAAUGACGAUUUUGAGGAGGAAGCAGAUUCUGAUGAAACUCCUUUCAAUUAUUCCGACAUAGAAAUGGAAGAAUGGGAUAACAGCACUUUAGAAGAGGAUAAUUCACACAUUGACAAUACAGCUGAACAUUUUGACUUAUCGGUCAGUCCAUCAUCUUUAACAAAUUUAACAAAGCAAAAAGUUGAUAUUCAUUUGGAUUCUAAUACAAAUUUACGAUUUUUAAAAUAUUUUGUCGGUGAAACAAUUCGUAUGCGUUGUAUUAUACCUGAUGGACCAUAUGUGGUGAUAUGGAAUAAAAUCGGUAUGGAGUAUCCUCUGACAAUUGGUAAACGAAGAUUUAUACCAGACGACAGAAUCAGUGUAAAAUAUAAGCCACCAGAUAGAUGGAGACUUCGUAUAAGGAGCGCCAGGUUAACUGACAGUGGUGUAUAUACAUGUACAAUGAAAGCAAUACACAAAGAGAAAGGUGAAGAGGAUAAUUCGACUCAGUCAAAUGAUAAUAAAUGGUCUUGUGACAAAAUGAAUGAUAAUAGUAACAGUCAAGAUAUAUCAGAAAAUUCAACUUUAAAACCAAGCAAUCCUGACUAUUACAUAACCGUAGUUGAACCGGAGGUUAAUGAACACAAACAAACCGACGCACCAUUCCCUGUGGUACAAAAGACUUUGGCUAAAAAUCCAACACUCACUGUCACUGGUCCUAAAGUGGCAUACUAUGGUAGACCAUUAGAGCUGAAAUGCUAUGCAAAAUUCCCUACAUCAUUUCAAAUAUCUGACCACGAAAUAAUACUGGAAUGGUAUCAUAAAGGAAUUCGAAGGAAAUCAGAUCCAUAUAAUUCUGGAAGUCUAUACAUAGAACAAAGAUGGCUUAAUUCAAAUACCCUAGAAAGUCGAUUAUAUAUAAAACAAGCCAGAGAAACAGACACAGGUCAAUGGAUUUGUUUAGAACGUUACAGAUCUCUUCAGAAGACAAGUCAUGAUUUAUCUAAAUAUAUGCAUUUGACGCCAGAACAUAAGAAUCUCCAUACCAGAGAUCAGUCAAGUAAUGGUCAUCCCCCCAAGUCUCUUAUUUCAAAGGAACUUCGUCUACCUCCUGUGUCAUCUAUUCUACCUACAUCGAAAGUUACUUAUGGUAGAAUUGAAGUGGAGAUACUUGAUUUGUCAAAAGCUUCAAUUCAUUUGAAGGCAACUAAAUCAGAUAAUCCCCGACAUAUAUACAGCUAUAUUCAUUCAAAUUCGAAAUUGCUACGAACAAAAUCAACCAAUUCCGCUGCCUAUACCCUUAAAUUCACUUGUGAUUCUUUCAUAAUCAUAUACUUGUCAACAAUAAUUAUACUGUGUUUUUCUAUGACAACAUUAUUAACAGAUGUAAUUAUGUAA